UUUGGCUUAGGUGGGAUGGAGUUCUUCUCUGUCGGGGGCUUGGACGAGGUGAGACGGGCUUGGACGCGGGUGGAGGACAAGGCGUUCGAGAGGGCGCUCGUGGUGAUCCCGGAGGGAACCCCGAAUCGGUGGUCGCUGAUCGCGGCGCAGGUGCCCGGGAGGACCCCGAGAGAGCUGUGGCAGCACUACCAGGAGCUGGUACAGGAUCUUGCGGUGAUCGAGCGCGGGAUGGUGGACACGCCCGCCGAGUGGGACGACGAUGACGACGACGACGAAGAGGUGGACGGUAGCUCCGAUGGAAGUUCCAACCACCGCGGACCGGGUGGCCUCCAGAUCUCCUUCGAUCGGCGCCGCAGAGGGGAGCGCCGGCGGGGGAUCCCGUGGACGGAAGAGGAGCACCGGUUGUUCCUGGAUGGGCUGGCAAAGUAUGGGAGGGGAGAUUGGAGGAACAUUUCGAGGUGGGCGGUGAAAACAAGGACACCGACUCAGGUUGCCAGCCAUGCUCAAAAGUACUUCAUCCGUCAGAGCCAGAACGCUGGCAAUAGAGAGCCCAAGAGAAAAAGUAUCCAUGAUAUCAGCAAUCCUUGAACUUGUACGCACAAGUUCUGAAAUGAUGACAAGUGACUAGGUUAUGCUCUUUAAUAAUUUGGCUUUGUAGCUGCUUAGCUACACAAACUUUCUUGUUCUCUUAAUCGGUUGAAGCUUUUGUGACACUGUUCACCAUCGUACUACAUGUUUUUUUCUAUUAUGAAAUGCUUACGCAUCUCACGUCCAUGGUGAGAUGUAUGUGGCCUUAUAUGGGGGAGUUUGUCGCUGGUGAAAUGCUUAGGUAUUAUGUUUUAACACCGACUCCACUUUUUGAUUUGUCCUUUCUAGUAUUAUCUGACUAACAGUUAAAAACCACCCUUUAUUUUGUUGACACCCUUCCGAAAGAGAGAUCUCCUAAUACAAACCAUCCUUCUAAUGACCUAACCUAAGCACCUAGAAACUAGAAAGGAGGUAAAACUGGGAGAUUGGAGCGAACCGAUGUGAAAAGAGUUAAUCUACCACUAAUUGGAAAGUGAUUUAGGAAACCAAAACCUUCCAAUCUUCUUUCAAAAAUCUCAACAGGAGGUCUUCAAUGACUUCCUUUUAAUCCUAUCAGGUCUCAAAGAAGAACCCAAAUACUUAAUUUUAAAAUUAUGAGUCCUCUUAUAUUCUGGAUAUAUAUAAGCAAUUAAUAUAUCCUCAACAUUCAUAGUUUUUCCAAAAUACACCAUG
This is a messenger RNA of Phoenix dactylifera (date palm), 1260 nucleotides long. RefSeq names its product transcription factor DIVARICATA-like. Gene Ontology annotation, molecular function: DNA binding. NCBI's taxonomy places the organism in Eukaryota, Viridiplantae, Streptophyta, Magnoliopsida, Arecales, Arecaceae. The record is from RefSeq and is a predicted model, not a curated record.